Molecule: messenger RNA, 1017 nt
Organism: Daucus carota subsp. sativus
Lineage: Eukaryota; Viridiplantae; Streptophyta; Magnoliopsida; Apiales; Apiaceae
Product: F-box protein At2g27310
Exons: 1
Coding region: 1-1017 (338 amino acids)
Molecular function (GO): protein binding
Source: RefSeq, a predicted model, not a curated record
AUGGCUUCAAUCUCUUCAUACAAAGGUGGAGCAACCACUACAAUCACCGGCAUUGACCCGGAUGUGCUAGAAAGCCACAUAUUGACCAAAAUUGACGGCCCAUCUCUAGCCUGCUCGGCUUCUACUUGUCACCUUUUGCACACUCUUUGCCGCAAAGAUAACUUGUGGAAAGACAUUUGUAACGCAACUUGGAACUCCGUCAAGCAUCCUCUUGUUCGAGAUGCAAUCGCUAAGUUCCCUGGCGGCUACCGCUCGUUUUUCUACGGUGCAUUCCCGAUGGUCCGCCCGGGGAGCCCCGGGCGGACGAGGCGAGUCCUUCCUCAAGAUUACGCAUGGAAAAUAUAUUCGGCCGUGGAUAUUUACUACGGGAGUAAGGGGAUUCAUUCGAAAGUAAUUGUCACGGACACGGGUGAUAGUGCGUUCCUCGCUUUCUCGUUCUGGCUCGACUUGCUUGAUAGCCAAGAAAGCGUGAAAAUACCAUUAAAGUUUGAAGGUGAUGAAAACAAGUGCAUGUUAAAGCUUAAGGAAAACCUAGCCUUAAGCUGCAUACUUAUUGAUCCGAUUCGGAAACGGGCAGUGAACAUUUCUAGUCUGACACCAAUUUCGGUGCGGCCGCAUUGGGAUGGGAAUGAUGUACAAGUCAUGUACGCCACAAUACUUUCUGGUUUCGGCUCGUCGGAGUUUGUUGAAUGCCGAAUAGUAGCUACGGUACGAUGCAAGUAUGGCAAAGAUGUGAAAAUGAGGGAGGCGUAUUUGUACUUAGAAGACAUGCACAAGAUGCGUUUGAAUGGGGAUCGGAGUCUUAGAAUUUUUCUGGAAGCUAUGGAAAAUGGUGAAAGAAAGAAGGGCAAUGCAGGAGAAGAAAGAGAGAUUUAUAUGAAGUAUAGGGAGCUCAAGAGGAAGAGAAUAGAAGGAGAUUACAGGAGGGAAACUAGGUUGAGGAUCGGAUGCAGAGUUGCUUGUCUUGCUUAUCUGAUUGCUUUUGUUUUCCUCUGCAAUUUCUUGAACGUUUUCUAG